Phoenix dactylifera (date palm) is the source of this 3716-nucleotide messenger RNA. The record is from RefSeq and is a predicted model, not a curated record. NCBI's taxonomy places the organism in Eukaryota, Viridiplantae, Streptophyta, Magnoliopsida, Arecales, Arecaceae.
AGUAACUUAGUUUGGCGCUUUGAGUCAAGAUUUUCUACCCGAAUUUUUUAAAUCAAUAAUCUCUCCAAGAUGAUCACCGAAUUCUUUCUUUCUUGCUACGAAAUCGGAGACAAAUUUCGCUCUCAAUCCUACCCAAGAACUUUUCCCUUUCCCUCGAGGAUUUUGAUUCUUCACACCGCCCCCUUUGCUACCUUCUCGGUCUCUGCUCUUCUCUGAGCUUUUAUUAGGGUUUGCUCUGGAGUCCGCCUAGGGUUUUGGGUCUCUGGCGAUGGGUUUGCCGAUUUCUUCCUUGAAUUGAGAGGGGGAAGGUAGAUAGAGGCAUUGGAGGUCCAAUUGAAGCGGUGGGAACAAGAGAAAGAGAAGAUGAUUACGGAGAAACCCAGCUGGAUUCGUCAUGAGGGGGUGCAGAUCUUCUCCAUUGACGUCCAAGCGGGCGGUCUCAGGUUCGCAACCGGUGGGGGAGAUCACAAGGUUCGAAUAUGGAACAUGAAAUCAGUGGGGAAGGACUCAGACAAUGAUCAUUCCACCCAAAGAUUAUUGGCAACUCUUCGUGAUCACUUCGGAUCAGUAAAUUGUGUUAGGUGGGCUAAGCAUGGCCGUCAUCUUGCUUCUGGGUCUGAUGAUCAGGUUAUUCUUAUUCAUGAGAGAAAACCUGGGUCAGGAACGACUGAAUUUGGCAGUGGAGAGCCUCCAGAUGUAGAGAAUUGGAAAGUCAUCAUGACAUUAAGAGGUCAUUCUGCAGACGUGGUGGAUCUUAAUUGGUCUCCAGAUGACUUGACAUUAGCUAGCGGCAGUUUGGAUAACACUGUUCACAUCUGGAACAUGACCAAUGGCAUGUGCACUGCUGUCUUGAGAGGGCACUCUAGCUUGGUUAAAGGGGUUGCUUGGGAUCCUAUUGGUUCGUUUAUAGCGAGUCAGUCAGAUGACAAGACUGUCAUCAUAUGGCGCACUAGUGACUGGAGUCUUGCUCACAGGACAGAAGGGCACUGGGCAAAAUCUCUUGGUUCGACAUUUUUCAGGCGACUUGGGUGGUCACCUUGUGGCCAUUUUAUCACUACCACCCAUGGGUUUCAAAAACCUAGACACUCAGCACCUGUGCUAGAAAGAGGUGAAUGGUCUGCUACCUUCGACUUUCUAGGCCAUAAUGCACCUGUUAUUGUAGUAAAAUUCAACCAUUCUAUGUUUCGGAAGCAUCUCUCCAGCAGUCAGGAGUCCAAGGCUGCACCUACUGGAUGGACCAAUGGAGCCUCUAAGACUACAGCAAAAGAGCUACAACCAUACAAUGUCAUUGCUAUUGGAAGUCAGGAUCGCACUAUAACUGUAUGGACAACAGCAAGUGCCCGUCCUCUAUUUGUUGCCAAACAUUUUUUUACACAGAGUGUUGUUGAUUUAUCAUGGAGUCCAGAUGGGUAUGCACUUUUUGCCUGCUCCUUGGAUGGAACAGUGGCUACUUUCCAAUUUGAAGUGAAGGAGCUGGGACAUAGGUUAACCGAUGCUGAACUGGAUGAGUUGAAGAGAAGUCGAUAUGGUGAUGUCAGAGGAAGGCAAGCAAACUUAGCUGAAAGCCCAGCACAGCUAUUGCUAGAGGCAGUGUCUGCAAAGAAAUCAGCUAACAAGAAAGGUGCCUCCAAUAUUCAACAAAAUCAGAUUCCUGGUAAGUCCUCUGCCGAUAUUGCGAACCCAAUCAUCAGUCAGUCUAUUCCAAAGGCUCCCGAAACCCAACUGGAAGAUGGAAAGAAAAAUGGAAUAGCCAGUGGUGAUGGUUUAAAUAAAAUUGCAUCUGCUAGGGUUACUAGUCCUGUGAAACAGAGAGAAUACCGGCGUCCUGAUGGACGAAAACGAAUAAUUCCAGAAGCACUUGGAGUUCCUGCCCAUCAGGAAAAUAUCUCUGGUGUGGCCCAGGCUCAGCAGGUGGAUUUCUCUUCCUUAGCCUUGGGUCAGCAGAAGGAUGAUUGUGGAGUGCCUCUUGCUGAUGGAGGAAUAAAGGAAGCUUCCUUUAAGAGACUUUUAAGUGGAAGCUCUGAUCCUGGCAAGUGCAACACUUGCGGGUCAAAGGAGCGUUCUGGUGUUACUGCAAGGGCUAACAUUAAUGAAAGUCUUGUUAUUGAGAAGGCACCAGCCUCUGCUAGCAAUGAUGGAGGGAUGAAUAUAGAAUAUUCAGGGUCAAUAUGUAUGCCAAGUGCUCUAGCUUCUUGCAAUGCUCUUUCUAUUCGGGUAUUUAAUAAGAGAGAUAAUGAUGACAGCUUACCGCUUUGCUUGGAAGCUAAGCCCAUAGAAAGAUCUGUGCAUGACAUAAUUGGUGUUGGAAAUGCCUUUUUUACGAAGGAAACUGAAAUAACCUGCACAAUUGGAACUCAAAUUCUUUGGUCUGAUCGUGUAUCCGGAAAAGUAACUGUCUUGGCUGGGAAUGCCAAUUUUUGGGCUGUUGGUUGCGAAGAUGGCUGCCUGCAGAUAUACACGAAGUGUGGAAGACGAGCAAUGCCAGCCAUGAUGAUGGGAUCUGCAGCAGUUUUUAUAGAUUGUGAUGAGUGCUGGAAGUUACUACUUGUCACAAAGAGGGGAUUGUUAUAUGUGUGGGAUCUUUUUAACAGGACAUGUGUUCUGCAUGACUCUUUAGCUUCUUUGGUCACUUCAAGAGAGGAUCCGUCAGCAAAAGAUGCCGGCACAAUUAGAGUUAUAUCUGCAAGGUUCUCGAGGUCUGGCUCACCCUUGGUCGUUCUUGCAACUCGUCAUGCAUUUCUUUUUGACAUGAACCUGAUGUGCUGGCUAAGGAUAGCUGAUGAUUGCUUUCCAGCUUCCAAUUAUGCAAGCUCUUUUAACUUGAGUUCUAUUCAGAGUGGCGAAUUAGGCAAAUUGCAAGUUGAUGUGGGCAAAUUCAUUGCAAGAAGGCCAAGCUGGAGCAGGGUAACAGAUGAUGGGGUGCAGACACGUGCUCAUCUGGAGACACAGCUGGCAUCGACACUUGCUUUGAGGUCACCUAAUGAAUAUCGCCAGUGCUUACUCUCCUAUAUACGGUUUUUGGCCAGCUGCAGGUUUUUGUGGCUGCAAACAACCAUAAAAUGUGCUUCAUCUGCACUCUCAAGAGAAGCUGAUGAAUCCCGCCUACGUGAAGUCUGCGAGAGCUUUCUUGGCCCUCCCACUGGAAUGGCCGAGGCUGCAUCUGCUGAUGCAAAGAACCGAGCAUGGGAUCCUUACGUGCUUGGAAUGAAAAAGCACAAACUCCUCAGGGAAGACAUCCUUCCAGCCAUGGCAUCAAAUCGGAAAGUCCAGCGGUUGUUAAACGAGUUCAUGGAUCUCCUUUCUGAAUAUGAAGCUGCUGAAACAAAUGCAGAUCAAAUGGAUGUGGCCCCACCAACAAUUGAUGCCAGCUAGUAGUUUGGCUUAUGUCAGUGGUGCCUUUGCCUUGACACAUGAGUAUUAGUCACCUGUUUGUGUUGAUGUAAGGAACGCACUGAAAGAGAGAAUGAGAUGGUACAUUUUGCCAUCAUCUCUGUCUGUCAACAUCUAGCUUAUGCCAUGGAAUAGCCUCACGACUUCACUUUUUACCAGUGUUGUCUCUCUAAUGCCAUGAUGUAACAGUUGACUGUGCAACAAGGGGAUAAUGUAAGCAACAUGAAAUCUAGGGAAAUACUACCAGUCCAAUCUCAUACUUUCCUAUAUUCCUCAACUUCGUUAUAGAAUUGGUGCUAUAUGGUUAUUGGUUGUUGGCAGUUUUA